AUGGUUCACUUCGAUAGCACCACUGGCGCACUGUACAUUGGAGGACUCCUGACGGCCAUACUGUAUGGUAUUACAUGUGUUCAGAGUUUCAUUUUCUUCCAGAGAUCCAAAUAUGACAGUAGGACGUUGCAGGGCACUGUGUGGAUGCUCUGGUUCCUUGACACGCUCCAUCUCGCAUUUUUAAGCCACGCUUUAUAUUGGUACCUUGUGACCAAUUACACCAAUCCUGCCGCUUUAGGCCUCAUUCCGUGGACUGUUAUGGCCGGGAUAGUAGUCGCUAACAUCAGCGACUGCAUCGUACGCGACAUGUUUGUGUGGCGGGUAUGGCGACUCAGUGGGAAGAUCAUAUGGCCAUGUAUUCUCCUUGUGCUCGUCAUUUUGGUCUUUGUGGCUGGAUUCGGUUUCGGUAUCAAGGGAUUCUUCGUCAAGUCCUUCAAGGAGUUCGCACAUAUAACCUGGUUGAUGUAUGUUGGCUUCGCGUUCUCCGUCAGCACGGACACCCUCAUCGCGGGCACGCUGUGCUAUACGCUGGCCAAGGCGCGAACCGGGUUCAAGAGGACGGAUUCACUCAUCAACGUGCUCAUGAUAUACUCCAUCAACACGAACGUCGUCACCAGCGCUUUCUCGCUCUUAUGCUUCAUCACCUACACGGCCAUCCCACGAAAUUUCGUCUUCCUCACCUUCUAUUUCCCCUUGAGCAAAAUGUACAUCAACGCCAUGCUCGCCUCGCUCAAUGCGCGAGAGUCUCUCAGAGGCCAGGGCGUCUCCACCGUCCCCUUCUCCACGCUCUCCUUCAUGACGCCGCCGCCGCCCGCCAGUAACACCAAAGACUCGAUGUCCUCCACCGGGGAAGGCAGCGUGAGCGCGAUCCACGUCAAGACCGUCGUGCACCAGUCGACGGAGAACGUGGUCCCCGGGAACACUGAGUCCCUCGACAGCGCUCCGCUGAACGACCCGUCAGACCGCGUAUAA
This is a messenger RNA of Heterobasidion irregulare TC 32-1, 972 nucleotides long. RefSeq lists its product as uncharacterized. Bases 1 to 972 code for a protein of 323 amino acids. The transcript is spliced from 21 exons. NCBI's taxonomy places the organism in Eukaryota, Fungi, Basidiomycota, Agaricomycetes, Russulales, Bondarzewiaceae. The record is from RefSeq and is a predicted model, not a curated record.